AUGGGCAAUGUAAUGGAUGGGAAGUCCGUGGAGGAGCUGAGCAGCACCGAGUGCCACCAGUGGUACAAGAAGUUCAUGACUGAGUGCCCCUCCGGCCAGCUUACCCUCUACGAGUUCCGCCAGUUCUUUGGUCUCAAGAACCUGAGCCCGUCGGCCAGCCAGUAUGUGGAGCAGAUGUUUGAGACCUUUGACUUCAACAAAGACGGCUACAUCGACUUCAUGGAGUACGUGGCUGCGCUCAGCCUGGUCCUCAAGGGGAAGGUGGAACAGAAGCUGCGCUGGUACUUCAAGCUCUACGACGUCGAUGGCAACGGAUGCAUCGACCGCGAUGAGCUGCUCACCAUCAUCCGGGCCAUCAGAGCCAUUAACCCCUGCAGCGACUCCACCAUGAGUGCCGAAGAGUUCACCAAUACAGUGUUCUCCAAGAUUGAUGUCAACGGGGAUGGGGAACUGUCCCUGGAGGAGUUCAUCGAGGGCGUCCAGAAGGACCAGAUGCUCCUGGACACGUUGACACGGAGCCUGGACCUCACCCGCAUCGUGCGCAGGCUCCAGAACCGCGAGGAGGAGGAGGGUGGGGAGGGGGCAGGCGGUGGGGAGACUGAGGCAGCCGGCUGA
Lutra lutra (Eurasian river otter) is the source of this 615-nucleotide messenger RNA. RefSeq names its product guanylate cyclase activator 1A (gene GUCA1A). Gene Ontology annotation, molecular function: calcium sensitive guanylate cyclase activator activity; calcium ion binding. The transcript is spliced from 4 exons. Lineage: Eukaryota; Metazoa; Chordata; Mammalia; Carnivora; Mustelidae. Gene Ontology annotation, biological process: visual perception; positive regulation of guanylate cyclase activity. Gene Ontology annotation, cellular component: photoreceptor inner segment; cone photoreceptor outer segment. The record is from RefSeq and is a predicted model, not a curated record. Bases 1 to 615 code for a protein of 204 amino acids.